UUCGUUGCCUACCACAUAUUAAUUUUGUUGGGAAAAAGCUAUCUACCUAGUCGGUAUGCAGAAAACUAAAGUUCCUGCGUUUAAAAUGGGUUUCUGUGGGUUGAUCCGAUCAUUCUGUUUGGAGACAACUAUUAUCGGUUUAAAGUAUCUUUACCUGUAUCCAGAUAAAAUAUCUAGAUGUUUCUGGACAGUGACGCUGCUGACGUCAUUCGGCUUCGCCCUCUACCUGACGCGGUGUCUCUACGGGCGGUUCAUCGAGAUGCCGACGCGCAUCACCAUCGAGGACCAGUAUGCGCCCGUCACCCGCCUGCCGUGGCCCGCCAUCACUAUCUGCUCUCCGAACCAGCUGACUAUUAGUCGUAUGGAGCACUUCAAUAAGACUUUGGUUGACGGCAACCUGACCCUGGACCUGGCGUCCGCGCUGCCGCAGCUCAUCGGCUUCUACGAGCUGCUGACGGACCAGCGCCGCGACCUGAUGGACCACCUGCAGGAGCUGGUCGACCUCAACCGACAUAUCGUGUGGCGGGUAAUGUCGGACCUGGCCCAGAGCUGCGAGUCCUUCCUCAAGCUGUGCGUGAUGGACGGGCGCGAGGUGGACUGCCGGCGGCUGUUCCGCCCCGUGCUCACCAUCCACGGCGUCUGCUGCAUCUUCAACAGCCCCUUCCACCGGACUAAGCUGCUCAAUCAGUUCGACCGGAACUUCACUCCGCGGUUCCCCACGGGCAGCUCGGGCGCCGACCGGCUCACGGUGCUCACGGACGCGCAGCCGUGGGACGCCCUCGACGGCACGCUGCUCAAUAUUGGAGCUACGCGGAUAAUGUUCCACGACCACACGGAGCUACCCGCGGACGACGACUCCAGCCUGGUGUACCCGCACCUGGAGACCUUUCACUCGCUGCACGGCACACACACCUACUGCUCGGAUGAGGUGCAGAGCCUGCCGCCGAAUAGCCGCCGCUGCCUCUUCGACACAGAAGGCGACAUGGACUGGACCCAGGUCCACGGCUACCGCAACUCCGAUUGCGACCUCAUGUGCUUCGUGGAAGAAGUCCUCAAGCAGUGCCACUGCAUCAUGUUCUACGUGUGGUACGGCUACUUCCGGAUCAAGGGCGUCGGGUCCUGCAAUAUUACGAGUAUACCCUGCAUUAUUGAUACUAAACGCAACCACCUGAACAUCUGCGACUGCCCGCGCGACUGCGACUCGCGCGCCUACGUCUCUCACAUGACCACCGGCAACCUCGGCGCGCUGCCCUACAUGGUGCAUGAUACAUAUAAACAUCUACAAAUAAAUCAGAGCAACUCGCUGAUGCAUUUCUACUUCUCCAACUCGUUCUACGUGAAACAGAAACAAGAGACGGUCAUGUCCUUCAUUAACUUAGCGUCUAAUCUCGGUGGAGUAUUUGGUCUGUGCCUCGGCUGCAGCAUCAUCAGCGUGCUAGAGAUCCUCUUCAUCACAUACAAGAUCAUAGACAACUACUUCUAUAACCAAAAAGUUCGGAAACUCAUCUUAGAAAAGAAAUAAAACGAAUAAGGAUUUCAAAGAAAAGCCAUGGUUUUUCGGGUGUAUGUAAACAAAAGUUUAUUUUCUGAUUUACAUAAUACAUAUAACAUUUCGAUUCUUACGUCUGGA
Messenger RNA from Plutella xylostella (diamondback moth), 1630 nucleotides. Its product is annotated as sodium channel protein Nach. Gene Ontology annotation, cellular component: plasma membrane. NCBI's taxonomy places the organism in Eukaryota, Metazoa, Arthropoda, Insecta, Lepidoptera, Plutellidae. Gene Ontology annotation, molecular function: ligand-gated sodium channel activity. The record is from RefSeq and is a predicted model, not a curated record. Gene Ontology annotation, biological process: sodium ion transmembrane transport.